AUGGGAGGAGCCCCACUCGUGAGACCCGCUCGACCCCAAGGGCUGCUCUGUGCACUGUCUGCACAGCUCCGCUCAGUGUCCACGCGCUGCGGGCUGGCCUGUGACUGCGGAGACCCGCUCGACCCCAAGGGCUGCUCUGCGCACUGUCUGCACAGCUCGCUCAGAGUGUCCACGCGCUGCGGGCUGGCCUGUGACUGCGGAGACCCGCUCGACCCCAAGGGCUGCUCUGUGCUCUGUCUGCACAGCUCGCUCAGAGUGUCCACGUGCUGCGGGCUGGCCUGUGACUGCGGAGACCCGCUCGACCCCAAGGGCUGCUCUGCGCACUGUCUGCACAGCUCGCUCAGAGUGUCCACGCGCUGCGGGCUGGCCUGUGACUGCGGAGACCCGCUCGACCUCAAGGGCUGCUCUGUGCUCUGUCUGCACAGCUCGCUCAGAGUGUCCACGUGCUGCGGGCUGGCCUGUGACUGCGGAGACCCGCUCGACCCCCAGGGCUGCUCUGCGCACUGUCUGCACAGCUCGCUCAGAGUGUCCACGUGCUGCGGGCUGGCCUGUGACUGCGGAGACCCGCUCGACCCCCAGGGCUGCUCUGUGCUCUGUCUGCACAGCUCGCUCAGAGUGUCCACGCGCUGCGGGCUGGCCUGUGACUGCGGAGACCCGCUCGACCCCCAGGGCUGCUCUGCGCACCGUCUGCACAGCUCCGCUCAGAGUGUCUACGCGCUGCGCGCUGGCCUGUGA
Messenger RNA from Molossus molossus (Pallas's mastiff bat), 735 nucleotides. Its product is annotated as keratin-associated protein 4-3-like. The record is from RefSeq and is a predicted model, not a curated record. Lineage: Eukaryota; Metazoa; Chordata; Mammalia; Chiroptera; Molossidae. Bases 1 to 735 code for a protein of 244 amino acids. The transcript has a single exon.